Dentiscutata erythropus is the source of this 398-nucleotide messenger RNA. NCBI's taxonomy places the organism in Eukaryota, Fungi, Glomeromycota, Glomeromycetes, Diversisporales, Gigasporaceae. The record is from the annotation of a GenBank genome assembly.
GAAAUGUGACUUCUGUUGAAUCUGUUACUCCUAUCAUGAGGUCUCCUGUGAGAACAAAUAGAAGCAGAAGCAGAAGUGAAGAACGAACCGAAUCUUUGGUCAACUUUGAUCUAUUGGAAAGAAGUAGAAGACUGGAGAAUAGUAAAUCCACUGACCAAGAUCGUAAAAUUAUGCAGUUGGAAGAUACUGUGGAUUUGUUACAAGAUCAAGAUCUUAAGUUCGAAGACUUUGAGAAUAGUUUGGAUAUGUUGCAGGAGCAGGUCGAUUGGGAAGAAAGAAAUGUAUCAGAAUCUUUAUCUGCUGCACAACAAAAAACAGCUAAAAAAGCUCCUGCGAGUAAUAAGGUGUAUCAAGUUUUUGAAAAUAACUAUGAAAGAAAAAAGGCACUUUGUAUCUAG